Molecule: messenger RNA, 4790 nt
Organism: Balaenoptera musculus (blue whale)
Lineage: Eukaryota; Metazoa; Chordata; Mammalia; Artiodactyla; Balaenopteridae
Gene: LETM1
Product: leucine zipper and EF-hand containing transmembrane protein 1
Exons: 15
Coding region: 209-2413 (734 amino acids)
Biological process (GO): intracellular monoatomic cation homeostasis
Cellular component (GO): mitochondrial inner membrane
Molecular function (GO): calcium ion binding; ribosome binding
Source: RefSeq, a predicted model, not a curated record
AUGGGAGCGGCGGCCAGGCGGCCCCGCCCCGCGCCACCGGACGUCGGUGCCGGGACAUGGCCGCCGCCGGUGCCGGGUCAUUGAGCUGAGCGCCAGCCGCCUGCAGCCAACCGCCGUUCUCAACCUUCCGCGGGCGGGCGGAGGCGCCGCGGCCGCCGCGGGGGAGGAGCAGCAGCAUCAGAAGGCCGGCGGCCGCCGCGCAGGGCACAUGGCGUCCAUUUUACUGAGGAGUUGCCGCGGCCGGGGGCCCGCCCGCCUCCCGCCGCCCCGCGCCGCCGCUCCGAGGGGUCGUGCGGGGGACUGUGCCUGCCUCAGUUGUGCCAGCACCGCGGGGUUGACGAGCUGCGUGAAACUUCCGUUUGGUGGCUGCAGUCCCGUCCACCCCGUGUGCCUUUCCUCGCGAGGCGAUCCCCUCGGCCGCUGGGCUCUGAGGCCCCGGCACACGUGCGUGGUGGUCGCAGCGCCGAGGUUCCUUCCUGUGCGCUGCUGGCGCUCGUCGCCCCCGCUGGGCGAUGACUCCGUGGUGGAGAAGUCCCUGCGGUCCCUAAAAGACAAGAACAAGAAGCUGGAAGAAGGCGGCCCCGUGUACAGCCCCCCCGCAGAGGCAGCCGGGAGAAAGCCCCUGGGCCAGCGGGUCCUGGAUGAGCUGAAGCACUACUACCACGGCUUCCGCCUGCUCUGGAUCGACACCAAGAUCGCCGCGCGCAUGCUCUGGCGCAUCCUGCACGGCCACAGCCUGACCCGCCGAGAGCGCAGGCAGUUCCUCCGGAUUUGUGCCGACCUCUUCCGCCUGGUGCCCUUCCUGGUCUUCGUGGUGGUGCCCUUCAUGGAGUUCCUGCUUCCUGUUGCCGUAAAGCUCUUCCCCAACAUGUUACCGUCCACGUUCGAGACCCAGUCCAUCAAGGAGGAGAGGCUGAAGAAGCAGCUGCGGGUCAAGUUGGAGCUGGCCAAGUUUCUUCAGGACACCAUCGAGGAGAUGGCCUUGAAGAACAAGGCAGCCAAGGGGAAUGCCACCAAAGACUUCUCCGUGUUUUUCCAGAAGAUCCGAGAGACGGGUGAGAGACCCAGCAACGAGGAAAUCAUGCGGUUUUCCAAACUGUUUGAGGACGAGCUGACCCUGGACAACCUCACGCGCCUGCAGCUGGUGGCGCUGUGCAAGCUGCUGGAGCUGCAGUCCAUGGGCACCAACAACUUCCUGCGCUUCCAGCUCACCAUGCGGCUGCGCUCCAUCAAGGCCGAUGACAAGCUGAUCGCUGAGGAGGGGGUGGACAGCCUCAACGUCAAGGAGCUACAGGCGGCGUGUCGGGCGCGAGGCAUGCGGGCCCUGGGCGUCACGGAAGACCGUCUGCGGGACCAGCUGAAGCAGUGGCUGGAGCUGCACCUGCAACAGGAGGUACCGACGUCGCUGCUCGUCCUGUCCCGGGCCAUGUACCUUCCUGACACCCUCUCGCCCGCCGACCAGCUCACGUCCACCCUGCAGACCCUCCCGGAGAUUGUGGCGAAGGAGGCCCAGGUGAAGGUGGCCGAGGUGGAGGGCGAGCAGGUGGACAACAAGGCGAAGCUGGAGGCCACGCUGCAGGAGGAGGCGGCCAUCCGGCAGGAGCAUCGCGAGAAGGAGCUGCAGAGGCGGUCCCAGGCGGCGGCGGCCGCGAAGGAAGUGGAGCCUGAAGUGGUGGCAGAAGGUGCCCCCGGGAGGCUGGUGGCCGAGCCGCAGCCGGAAGAGCCUGAUGUGACCCUGCCGUCCGAGGCCCUGACGGACAGCGCGCCCGUCCUGGAAGGCUUGAAGGAAGAGGAAAUAACUCAGGAGGAAAUUGACAUACUCAGUGACGCCUGCUCGAAACUGAAGGGGCAGAAGAAAUCCCUGACGAAGGAGAAGGAGGAGCUGGAGCUGCUGAAGGAGGACGUCCAGGACUACAGCGAGGACCUGCAGGAGAUCAAGAAGGAACUUUCCAAGACUGGCAAGGAAAUGCGCGUGGAAGAGUCUAAAGCCAGCAGGAGGCUGACGAAGCGGGUGCGGCAGAUGAUCGGGCAGAUCGACAGCCUGCUCACGCAGCUGGAGGCCGGCCGGAAGGCUGGCAGGCUAGGCCCGGCCGCCGAGCGCUCGCCUGCGGGGGAGACCGUCAUCAGCGUCGCUGAGCUCAUCAGUGCCAUGAAGCAAAUCAAGCACAUUCCCGAAAGCAAGCUCGUCAGCUUGGCCUCGGCCCUGGACGAAAAUAAGGAUGGCAAGGUCAACAUCGACGACCUUGUCAAGGUGAUCGAGUUGGUGGACAAAGAAGACAUUCACAUCUCCACCAGCCAGGUGGCUGAGAUCGUGGCCAUGCUGGGGAAGGAGGAGAAGGUGGAGGAGAAGGAGAAGGCCAAGGAGAAAGCCGAGAAGGAGGCCGAGAAGGAGGCCGCGGAAGUGAAGAAUUAGGGCCCGCCCGGCUCUCAGGUGCCUUGGUGGCCCUUCGUGCGUCUGCCGCAGCAGUCCUAACGUGACGGUGAUUGCUUUGAAGUGAUUCUUAGAGACAGGUCUAAUAUUUUGUCUGGAAUAAAUCAGAAACUUCAGAAUCAGUCAUUUUUAAUUUUCAUCAUUCCACGAAGAUUCAGUCAGUCUGGAAUCCCUGAACCCCGCCAGGGAGUCUGCUCUGGAUUCACGCGGUGGCCCGGUGCUGUCGCGGUCCCAGCUGUGGCAGGCAAGCGUGCGGCCUGCCGGCAGUGGGGCGUCGUGGCCCUGCACAGCCCCCUGGGCUCCUGAGGCGGCUCGGGCGUCCCCGCGUGUCCCCUGGCGGUGUCUGCUGCGGGAGGCGAGAGGACCGGCCGCGUGGACUCCCCGUGCCCGUGGAGCCCCAGGCGUGGGAUUGGAGUCGUGCAGACACAGCCGCCUCGGCCCGGAGAGGAUACUUCGUGCGUCGUGGGCUUGGAUUCCCACAGAUCAGCGUGAAUGGGAGCCACUCGUGCGCGCUCCCAAGCUCACACCUGUAGCGAGUGAGCGAACAUGCCCGUCGUCCCCGUGGCCUCCGGAGGGCCGCGUUCUCUGACGGGGAUGUCAGGUCUCCUGCAAGUUUGCUCUUACGUGUGUACCCGAGCUCUUUCUUGAGUUCCCUUUGAUUCUCACCUAACCCUAACCACUUAACUGGUGCAGAAUUUCCUCACAUGACAGUCUGCCUACCUGAGUAAAUCCAACGUAAAUUAUGCUGGGAGAGGUGCUAAUGAAGCCCUGGAAAAUGAAGCAUCUCAUGUGCAGUAAUUUGUUGUGCUUUUAGAAAGUUUCCUCAUUUGGGGUGUUAGCGCCUCACCGCCCCCGUGGGUGUUUGGAGCGGGUUUCGCUGCACGUCCGGUGACGGGUCCACAACCGGCAGCUCGGGGAGGCCGGUGCUCCAUGGCGGGGUGGGGGGGGGGGCGGCGGCCUGCGGCCCCAGCUCUGUUCGGCUGCUCCUGCGAAGGCUGGGUCAGGUACGGCAAGAACGUUCUUUGGGGGAAAACAAACAUAGGAAUCGGAAGACGUGGGCCUAGAGUGGCCAGAUGAGCUGAGGGAGGACGACGAUGAGAUGAUAGCUUCCAAGUUACUUGAAACUUUUUACUCAGCCGCUAAAGAAGAAACUAGACAAAAUAAGAAGAUUCUAUAUUCUCAGAUGUAAACCUUCGUAAAGGGACAGUGGGUUCUAAAGGGUUCCUAGUUCAGUUAUUCAAGAGGCGUGUUCCCCAUGCUUAGUCGAUAUUUAUGAGUUAUCUCACGCGUGUUUUAGUGGCCUGCUUUUCCGCUGCGAAAGUGUGCUUGCUCGUGAACUUCGUGGUAGCCGGCGUGCCGCGGACGGGGUUGUCCUUCCCGCCUCCGUCCUCACCUCGCUGCCUUCGCCAGGCGCCUGGGGUGUCCCCGUCGCUGCUGUCGCACACCCCGCCCCCCCCGCCCUCCCAGAUCGUGCGUGUCUGCGCCCCCAGUGCAGCGGGACCCUUCGCUGGUGUUUGUACCGUGGGCCACGGUCUGCUGCAGGCUUCCCCCUUUGCGUUGCUUGUUUUUACUGUCCUGAACUUUAUUUAUUGCCGCUGAGAGGAGUGCCCGGGUGCAGGUGUAAGGAACGCGGCGUAAGCUGUAAGGUGUAAGGUGUGGGAACGAGAGUCUCGUGUGGCGAGCGAGGCGUCAGGGCUGCCGUCUGUUGACUGAGCGCCCGGUGCCUGCGCCCGGCCUUCCCGAGCUUUCUCAGGAGGGCGCCUGCGUCCUCGGGAUCUGUGACGCGGAAUGGGAAUUCUUCCUUCGCUCCACCUAAACACCCGUUUUUUCAUUAGGGAUUCAGGAAAUUGGCAAGUGGCUUCCAGAGUCGCUUUGGAAUAUCAAAAUCCAGGCUUUAAAAAGGAAGGGCACCUCGUAAUUUGCAAAGAAGAACCUCCGGGCGGUGAUCCUCACAGCGGGCCCUGGGCCGCUGGCGGCUCUGUCUCCGUGUCCGCCAGGGGCCCAGGGCCGGCUUCGCCUGAGGGCCGCCUCCUCGAGCUGUGUGUAAACACCUUUUUUAGAAAUAGUGUUUUUAUUAAAAUAUCAAAUUCGUGUUCCUGGAACAGCUCAAAGCCAGAUUUGUGAACCGUGUGGCCCACCGGCAGUCAGGGCGGGAAAUGGCAGAGCUGUCUGAGCGUCUGGUCCCAGCCUCGCGGCAGGAAGCGUGACGAGAGGGCCUUCCAGCGCUCUGGCCUGGCCUCUGGUGUCCCCUUGUGCUGUGACCGCGUGCCCUGCCCGUCCCCUCAGACUGUGCUGGUGACGAGGCAGUCGAGUUGAUGUAAGGAGAAGGUUGAAUAAAGCGCUGUCGUGAUGGCCUGUC